AGAAACGCACCUGAGAAUCAUGUGACAACGAGUGAAGCCAUUGCAGCCAUUUUGGAAACUGGAGAGGGAGCUCCUCUCACGAAUAUUAUAAAUAAAUAAAUAAAUAAAUAACCAGCUUAGUUCUAUUUCAAAUUGUUCAUUUGUUGAUAUUUUGAUUCUCGUGCAACGAUGGUCCAGUCGUGCUCCGCAUACGGAUGUAAAAACAGAUAUCACAAAGACAAAAACAUUUCUUUUCACAAGUUUCCUCUUGCACGCCCCGACGUUUGUGAAAAAUGGGUUUCAGCAAUGAGAAGAAAUAACUUCAAGCCCACGAAGUACAGCAAUAUCUGUUCACAGCAUUUCACAAAAGACUGCUUCAAACGAGAGUGCAACAACAGAGUACUGAAAGAAAAUGCAGUGCCCUCAGUCUUCUAUUUUAGCACAGCAAGUGAGAAGGAAAAAGCACAAGAACCUCAGGAACCGCCCUCACCAGAACCACCCUCUGUCCCGGAGCAGCAGCAGCAGGAGCAGCCCCACCCCCAGCUCCAGCCCCAGCAUAUGGUUCAGGUGGUGAUGCACCCACUGCUCUCCAGCCAGUCUAUCUCCUGCGAUCACAACUACACUGUGGAGGACACAGUGCAGCAGAAGAAGAGGAUCCAGCAGCUAGAGGAGCAGGUAGAAAAGCUGCGCAAAAAGCUCAAGACCGUGCAGCAGAAAUGCAGGCGCCAGGAGAGGCAGCUGGAGAAAAUUAAGGCCAUCCGUGACUUUCAAAAGGACAAAGAUGCAGUGUCUGGAGAGAGCUACGUGAUCCUCCCAACUGAGUUGUAUGAAGUCCUCAAAGGCAUAGAAUCCAUGGAAAGCUUGUAAAAAUGUUCAUUAUUUACACAGCCAAGAGGCAUAUAUCAUCUGCAAUGUCUUUCAUUAAUCCAGGAUUUUAAAUGGAUUUACAACCAACUAAGUGUACCUUGCUUCACAUAUAGUAAAAGCCUGCCAUCAUUUGUUUAACCCUGGUUGUUUACACUUAUUGCCAGAUUAAAACUUACGUGUUUUAGAUUUACACAAAAAAAGAGGGAAUGCAGAUGGAUGGUGUUAGCUUUUCCUUCAGCACUGCUUGAUCUAAACAGUUAGAGAAUACAUCAUUUUUUUGGUGGUCAUGAUUGUUUUGAUAAUUUUCUAAUGUGACACUGCUCCCAACAUAAUACAGUUAUCCACAGUGAUUUUCUAGUUUUUUGUGUUGUGAAUAACACGUUUCCUUGUGUUUGGGAAAACUUGUAUCCAUACAAUAGUGGUGGUUGCCAGGUGGCUUUUACUGUAACCUCGUACAUGUAGAAUUGGAUGUUCAUGACACAACAAGUUCCCUCUGCAACUUGCUACAAUACCUCCCAAAACUGUUUAGGCCUGUACUUGGAAUAGAAUAGUUACACAAAUGACACAUCAUUAAUUAUAUUGAUGCUGAACAUACACAGACAUGUUGUGGUCCAUUUUAAAGCUCUAAACAGGUGGUUCUGAAAUUGAAAAAGUGAAAGACAUCUUAUCUGAAUGAACCUAGUGUUCGAGUAGGAUUACUUAUGAUCCUAUGAUAAAAUAUGCAAAUGUAUACAGAGCAUUGCAAAAGUAAGUUACAAUAUGCGUGUGUGUGUCCUUGAUGAUAUGCUAGUUAAAUCUGGAUGAAUUGAUAACCUGUUGAAACACAUACUUGUUAUACUUUUUCUGUGAUACUGUAUUUUAAAGUUUUUGUUAUAAAGUCAAUUCCUAAAUAUUAUUUACAGCUUUAUUACUUUGAUGUGAUAGUGGUUUUUUUUUUCUUCUUUUUUUUAAUCUAAAAAAAACCCACAGCAUUUUCAUUAUUUUCAAUAGGAGCAGAUAUGUUCAUUAAAGCUUUAUUAUUAAACUAAAGACAAAAAAUCAUGUGAUCUUAAGAAAGGGACAUGCUUGUUAGCAAGUCAGAUUUUGUUGUAAAUGUAAAUGCAUAUUAUUGAAAACAGAUCGAGAGAAAAGGCCAACAUGAUGAAGCCUCUUUGUUUUCUUUGCACUAUUGUUUGUUUAUUAAAACAUUUAAAUAAGACAGGAUAACAUUAUGUAUUUAAUGAAUGUAUCUGAAGCUUAAUAUUAAAUGCAUGUUGGUGGCCUCCCUUCAACGUUGUUUAAAUGUU
Molecule: messenger RNA, 2132 nt
Organism: Acipenser ruthenus (sterlet)
Lineage: Eukaryota; Metazoa; Chordata; Actinopteri; Acipenseriformes; Acipenseridae
Product: THAP domain-containing protein 1-like
Exons: 3
Coding region: 169-846 (225 amino acids)
Molecular function (GO): sequence-specific DNA binding
Source: RefSeq, a predicted model, not a curated record